Tympanuchus pallidicinctus (lesser prairie-chicken) is the source of this 8599-nucleotide messenger RNA. It is a transcript of the gene SHC3, whose product is annotated as SHC adaptor protein 3. Gene Ontology annotation, molecular function: receptor tyrosine kinase binding. The transcript has 12 exons. Gene Ontology annotation, biological process: cell surface receptor protein tyrosine kinase signaling pathway; intracellular signal transduction. The coding region runs from base 305 to 2194 and encodes 629 amino acids. NCBI's taxonomy places the organism in Eukaryota, Metazoa, Chordata, Aves, Galliformes, Phasianidae. Gene Ontology annotation, cellular component: plasma membrane. The record is from RefSeq and is a predicted model, not a curated record.
UUUGUUGAAAAGGGUCCUUCUUGUUUAUGUGAGUCAUGCUUUUGCUGUGAGCAAGUUGGCAGCUCUAAGCAGGACUGGGAUCUCUGUUAUAGAAAACUGUUUCUUCUCCUAAUCUUAACGUGGAACCACAAAAAAAUAUCUUAAAUAUAUAAUUUUUUUGUUCUUCCUCAUUUUAUUUGCUUUUUUACCCCAAAAUCUUGUUCUCUGCCUGUGUUGCUAUGAAUCGCCUGCUAUGUUAGCAGAAGCAUCUCCUGCAUUGGCAUCAGAUUUGCCAGAACAUAUGCAGGAAAAUAUAUAGAAGGGCAUGCUUCAACGUACCAAGUAUAACCGCUUCAGGAAUGAUUCAGUGACAUCAGUUGAUGAUCUUAUUCACAAUUUGUCCAUGAACAGCAAGGUUUCAGCAGUUGCUACAACUUCGGCAGCACCUUCAUACCUGGUCACUCCAGAGGUUCUCCGCAAGGACCAAGAAGAUGGACCCACCACUCUGUGUACCCUCAUCCAUAAAGUGUCCCACUUGAAAUUCUCUAAUACAGGCAGCCUUUUGGGUAUCAAAAACCUGUCCUCUGCAGUGAAGGAGCUUGCAGUCUCCAAGUUACAGGGAAGCUCGAGUGCUUCCAGCUCAGCAGCAGAAGCUUUUGACAACACAUGUAACCUUGUCUCUGCUACUUCGUGUUUGCAGCAGGACCUGAGCAAGAUGAAUAUGGGGAGAAAAACACAGUCAGAGGAAAUGCGCCCCGGAGAUGAAGACUGGAAUCAAAGGAGCAGCAUUGUCGAUAAACCCUCUCAAGGAUGGCUGCACUGGAGUGAGAAGAUCCUGGGACCUGGUGUGACGUACAUGGUGAAGUACUUGGGGUGUAUAGAAGUCUUGCGUUCAAUGAGAUCUCUUGACUUCAAUACUAGAACACAAAUUACAAGGGAAGCAAUCAGUCGUGUUUGUGAAGCUGUACCUGGUGCCAAAGGAGCCUCCAAGAAACGAAAGACACCGAACAAAGUUCUGUCCAGCAUCUUGGGAAAGAGCAAUCUUCAGUUUGCAGGAAUGAGCAUAAUGCUGAAUAUUUCUACUGCAAGCUUAAACCUUAUGACUCCUGAUAUGAAACAGAUCAUAGCAAAUCACCAUAUGCAGUCUAUCUCUUUUGCAUCUGGAGGUGACCCGGAUACAACUGACUAUGUUGCAUACGUAGCUAAGGAUCCUGUUAAUCGGAGAGCUUGUCAUAUCCUGGAAUGCUGUGAUGGCCUUGCCCAGGAUGUCAUCAGCACCAUUGGGCAAGCAUUUGAGCUUCGAUUUAAGCAAUACUUGCAGUGCCCCUCUAAGAUACCUACUUUCCAUGAUAAGAUGCAGAAUUUUGAUGAGCCAUUGAUGGAGGAAGAGAGUGCAGCAGCAGAACAUCCCUAUUAUAAUAAUAUCCCAAAUAAAAUGCCCCCUUCUGGUGGCUUCAUUGAUGCCAGACUCAAAGCAAAGAUUCCCACUGCUGCAGAUACAACUCAGUUUGCAGCAGGAAUGAAAAAAGAGAAGAUCUAUUACCAGAAUCGUCACGUAGGAGACCAAUUCAAUGAAGACUGGCAUCAGGAGACUGUUAAGCAAGAUAUUUAUUGUAUGCCAAAAGGGAAAUCACAAGCAACCACUGCAGCAGAGAUGCCAACGUAUGUGAACACACAGCAUAUAAAUAUGGAAAGUCUACUGGCACUUCUGGCAGAUGCUGAAAGUGACAUCAGUGGAAACACAGAUAGUACCAAAGAGAGCAGCCCAGAAAAGGAUCUGUUUGAUAUGAAACCAUUUGAAGAUGCCCUCAAGAACCAAACGUCUGAGCCUGUGCUGAGUAAAUUGACUUCUGUUGAAUGUACUAGUCCUCUCUUAUGUAGAGCUGCUGACUGGACUAGAACAGAAGAGCUGAGUAUAGAGCCAUGGUAUCAAGGAGAGAUGAGUAGGAAAGAAGCUGAACAGCUGUUAAAGAAAUGCGGAGACUUCCUUGUGAGAAAGAGUACCACAAAUGCAGGUUCUUAUGUACUGACAGGCAUGCAAAAUGGACAAGCCAAACACCUUCUUUUGGUGGAUCCAGAAGGAACUGUUCGUACAAAAGAUCGUGUCUUUGACAGCAUAAGUCAUCUCAUCAAUCAUCACCUAGAGAAUAAUUUGCCAAUAGUUUCUUCUGGGAGUGAACUCUGCUUGCAGCAGCCUGCUGAGAGGAAACACUGAGUCAAGAUAAUUAUUUCAGAUUUUGUAACUUGCAAGCUAUAACUGGUGAAAACUGCAGAUCUCAAAAUGUAUGUUAAAAAAAAAAAAAAAGCAUAUUCCCUAUAAUUCACCAGUAUAUUUUCUUUAGUUUUAAUAAACCCUCUUUCACAUGAAAAUUCUCAAUGCUUUAUGUGGAUAUGAAGCCACAACAUAAGGCUUUUUAAAAAAGUAAUUUCUAUAAAAUUGUUCCGAUUCUCUGUUGUGAAUAUUAAGUGUAUAUAUACACAUUAUACAUAAAUACUACAAGUAUUUAUAUUUUUCAAGUCAGUCUAUUGAUGUUAUAGGACUAAUCUUCUGUUACAUGUGUUUUUAACUGAAGAAAAUCACCAGUUGUGAUUGUUCAGAUAAAAACAGAAUACAGCAGUCUCAAUUUCUCAAGGGAAAAAAAAAAGAGCAUCUUAUUUAUGAUUUUAUCUAAGAAGCACAACUAUGGGGAUAACCAUUGGAUCACACUGCUUAAAUACUAUGUAAGGAGAAUGAAUUCAGCAACUUGUACUCCAACUCAGAAUUUUAACAUGAAAGGAUUUUAAAGUGUUAUUCAUUGUUCGAUAUCAAAACCAUUUUAUCUUUCUGAUGUCAAGUCUGAAUUCUUGUAUGAUACUACUCAAAGCAUUUAUAUGUAGCUUUAACAAUGAUUUGGUGUGAUCUCUUUGUGUACAAGAUGUAUGCACUUGGUUGUUUUUAAUUAUAAUAUAACAAUAUUCUGCAACUUGAAUUUAUUAAUUUGAGUGACAAAGUUAUUUGAUUAAUUUGAUAAAGUUCUCUAAUUGUAGUGAAGAGGUAGGUAUCCUUGACUGUCAGUUUCCAGUGGAGAUGUUAUAUACUGAUUAGACAAGUUCCAGUAUCUUGUGUUUAGUUGGUUUAAUACAAAACAUGAAUGGUUGGUAAAAGACGUUUGAAAAAAGCUUUUCUUCUUACAAAAAAUGAAAACUAUUAACACUUAGUGAUCAGUUUUGCAAAUGAUGUAAUUUGUGUUUACCAAGUUACUAGGUGCCUCUUCCAAAGUAUAACUUGACUUCGGCCUUCAGCAAGUGAUAGUACAAAUAUCAGGUUUUCUCUGUUUAUCAAAGAUGCAUUUCUGGCAAAUACAUCCUUGACUUUUGGUACUGGGAAAUGUUUUAAUGAAGGUUUGUGCUGUUCAAGUGCAAGGACUAUAUGAAUUUAUAUUCCUAGAACCUGUAAAAUGUAAAAUCAUUGAGCCAAAUUCAAUAGACACAGUUCCUGUUAUGGCAGAGUUUUUAGCCAGAGCCACGAUAUAGCCUUCAGCAUUUCAAGGUCACAGGCAUCUCAAAUCAAAUAAUAGACUUGAUUUGUAAUGGCCAAAACUCAGCAGGAUAAGUCUCGGUUAUGCACCUGCCUGUGCUGAAGUAGCUUUUAAGAUAUUUGCUUUUAAGGAUUUUGAAAGUUCAAGAAUUUGUUAUAUAUUGUUCAAACCGAUGAAAGAAUUCAUUUGGAAUGAAUUCAGACAACAUCAUUAUAUAUGUGUGUGUGUAUACAUGUGUAUAUAUAAAACAGAAAGAAAAAUACCCAAACACAAAAUACUUACCACAAUUUCAGGUAGUUUUCUUAGACCUUUUGCUCUGAAACAUGGUGAAGUUGCAACUUUGGAAGGUUUUUUUGUUCACAAGAACAAAAAUUGGUAAGGUCUCUAAGACUGAUCGUGUGACAUAUGCCAUAAAAGUACUUCUGAUUCUGUAAACAAGACAUUCUGAAACCAAACUAAGACAUUCAGUGAACCAAAUGUUUCCAAUUCAUUUUGAUUGCAGCUAGUUAUUAGGUUUCUAGGUCGGAGUGCAAGCUGAAACCAAAGGAAAGAAAUCAAAUAAGCAUGGCACAAAUUAGCAUGGAGUGGGACAAGUAGAAUUCUUAAGAUCUAGGUCCUUUUACCAGGUUGGAAUUUGCAAGGGAAAGUGAAGAGAUCCAUCAAACUGAUUUUAUUGAUGAGAAUCCAUUCUUACCAUAUUUCCAUUUGAAGUAUCUCAGUUGACACUUUUUUUCAUCAUAUAGAAUACCUUUGUUCUGGGCUUCUACCUUCCUACAGCCAUGAAAUGGGAAGUUUUUACCAUUAUAUCACUAGCCAUAAAAGAAGGCCACUUCAGAAAGUGUCAGGUGCCUAAUUUCUUCAGAUGCCUUCAAGAACACCACCUGCUACCUAUCUCUGUUUUAGAUUCCAAAGUAUCUUGUCAACAUAAUGCAUGGAAAAAUGUGACAAGACACAGGUGUAUGACUGAAGGCACUAAAUAAAGACUGAAAUAAGCAGCUAAUUUUUUUUACUGUUGUCCAAAUGGUAGCUUUAAUAACUUAAAAGCCAAAUAGCUGUAUGUUUUGGAAAUUAAAGCAGGUGUCAGAGACAUAAAAUGAAAAAUCUUGGCGGAAAUAUACAGUUCCCCAAAUUGUAUGUCACACACCGCUUCCAGAUUUUCAGACUUUUUUCCAGAGGCUGUUUCAGACUGUUCUGUCCACUCAUCCAAUUUGCCAAGUAUGUUCACUGAUGUUACAAGGGUUAUAUGUAGCUUGAUUGGGCACAGUUUAGUCCUACGUGUUUUGGGCUGCAAUAAUGUCCUGCUAUGGCAAUGUUCUGGGAGACUCUGGUCAGUAGCAAGGUCCAGACCCUUUUCUAAGUCACUGGGAAUGAUCUUGAAGGUAGAAAGAAGGAAAAGCAUAGAGGCAAAAGUUCCUUUUUCUUUUUUUUUUUCUUUUUUUUCUUUUCAUUGUUACUCUCAUAGAUUUGGCUUUCCUUCAUAUGACAAUGCUGUAAAAAUUGUACAGCCAUUUGGAUACAAGAUCCUAAACUGCUGCCAUUAGAGUUGAGGAGUCAGGGCUCAUUUCUGUGAGAAACAUCAUUGUAGGCAAACUGAAGAUACAUGAAGUUAUGAAAAUGAUUUGAAUGGUGUACAAUUAACUAAAUAUGGUACUGCCAACACCAUUACAAUUUGAGCCUUUUAAUGUUUGCCUUUGGAUAUGAAUCUCCUCUCCUUUUGAUUUUCUUUUCCAUGUAGUCCCACGGGCUAUACACUUACUUGUUUAAAAAUAUAAUCAUCAUGACUAUCAUAUGAUCAUCAGCAUGACUACAAGAGUUAGAAUUUAAGUGAAAGAAAAAUCUACUAGGCUCAAUAAAAAUCACUGAGAUUAGACAAUAUUGUGGUAUUCUUUUAUAUUUUUCCAGGGAAUAAUUGAGAAGCUAGAAGUGAAACUGAAUCAGAAAAUCUCAUUAACAUUUUUGAUUCCAGUUGUAUUGCUAUUCUCUGAACUACAAGCAAUGAAAAUACAUUACAUUCCUUUAAACAAGACAAGUGAAACAAGUACUUAUGAUUGAUUUUUUUAAAGAUUAAUUAUUCCAAUAAUAGCAUUUUCCAUUGAAGCUGAGAAGGCUACAUUGGACAGCUGAGGUAUAGUCACAUCCCAAAUUUUCAGGUUACCAGUUACUUCAGGUGCUUUACAAGCAACCCCAAAGGUAGAAAACAUGAGCUGAAAACUGAAUUCCUUCUAACAUCAAUGAGAGUUUGUCCCUCACUCACCUCCAUAGCAAAAUAAAAGGAUGUUCAGGUUGGCUGGUCUUCAGUGCAGAAGGGGAUGCAAUUAUUGUUUAAAUGCCAAGGACUUUGCACAUGAGGAGAGGGUAGAAGGCUGAUGUGACGCCCAUCUACAAGAAGGGCCGUAAGGAGGAUCCGGGGAACUACAGGCCUGUCAGCCUGACAUCAGUGCCAGGGAAGGUCAUGGAACAAAUCCUCCUGGGAGAGAUCACACGGUUCGUGCGCAAUGUUCACGGGAUCAGGCCCAGCCAGCAUGGGUUCAUGAAAGGCAGGUCGUGUUUGACCAACCUCAUCUCCUUCUACGACUGGGUGACCAGACUGGUAGAUGAGGGAAAGGCAGUUGAUGUAGUCUGCCUAGACUUCUGCAAAGCCUUUGACAUGGUCUCUCACAGUAUCCUUCUGCGGAAACUGGCUGCCUGUGGCUUGGACAAUUUUACCCUCUGUUGGAUAAGGAACUGGCUGGAGGGCCGUGCUCAACGGGUGGUGGUCAAUGGAGUGAAGUCUAGCUGGAGACCUGUUACAAGUGGUGUCCCCCAGGAGUCGGUUCUGGGGCCCAUCCUGUUUAAAAUCUUCAUUGACGACUUAGAUGAAGGGAUUGAGUGUACCUUGAGUAAGUUUGCAGAUGACACCAAGUUGGGAGGUGGGGAGGCCCUGCAGAGGGAUCUAGAUAAGCUGGAUCGCUGGGCUGAGGUGAAUGGGAUGAGGUUCAACAAGGCCAAGUGUCGGGUUCUGCACUUUGGCCACAACAACCCCAUGCAGCGCUACAGGCUUGGGGAUGAGUGGUUGGAUGAGUGUGAAGAGGAAAGGGACCUGGGGGUGUUGGUUGAUGCUCGGCUGAACAUGAGCCGACAGUGUGCCCAGGUGGCCAAGAGGGCCAACAACAACCUGGCCUGCAUUAGAAACAGUGUGGCCAGCAGGAGCAGGGAGGUGAUCAUCCCCUGUACUCAGCACUGGUGAGGCCGCACCUCGAGUAUUGUGUUCAGUUUUGGGCCCCUCACUACAAGAAAGACAUUGAGGCCCUGGAACGUGUCCAGAGAAGGGCAACGAAACUGGUGAGAGGUCUGGAGCACAAGUCUUAUGAGGAGCAGCUGAGGGAGCUGGGAUUGUUCAGCCUGGAGAAGAGGAGGCUCAGGGGAGACCUCACUGCACUGUACAACUUCCUGAAGGGAGGUUGUGGUGCAAAAGGGUCUGGCCUCUUCUCCCAGGCAAAUAGUAGGACCUGAGGAAACGGCCAGAAGUUAUACCAAAGGAGGUUUAGGUUGGAUAUUAGGAGAAACUUUUUCUCUCAAAGGGUGGUCAGGCACUGGAAUGGCUGCCCAGGGAGGUGGUGGAGUUGCCAUCCCUGGUAGUGUUCAAGAGGCGCCUGGAUGAGGAGCUACGAGAUGUGGUUUAGUGCUUGUGGUACUAUAGGAAUGGGAAGGUGGUUGGACUAGAUGAUCUUGCAGGUCGUUUCCAACCUUGUGAUUCUGUGAUUCUGUGAUUCUGUGAUUCUGUACAGUAGCUUCCUCCACUGCAAAUCCUACAGGGCUCUAUCAGAAAUCUAUCUGCCGUACUUGUUCAACAAAAAGAAAAGAACAAAGGAGAUAUGUCUUAGACUAGGAUUUCAGUACAAUUUACAGUACAUUUACUGCCUAUUGUUACCUGGCAACACUGAAUUUCUAAUAUUCUGUUAUCAUUCUUCUUUCCACUACAAAAUGCUCGCAUUUCUUAUUAUCAUGGUCCCUAGGCAUCAGGAUGUGCAGUAAGAGGAGGAGAAUUCAUAAAAUUUAUAUCACAGUGCAACUGUUACUGGUAUAUCAAAAGCCAGCUACAGUAUUCACCAUAGAAUGUAUGCGUAUUUUGAUAUUUAUAAGUAGUAAAUGCUCCACUUCAAAGCAAAGUUUUGCAGCCUCUAAGACAUUUGCAUCUCUAGAACAAUUGCAAUCCGUGCAUUUUCUGACAAUAUAUUACAUAUCAGCUUUCAAACCUUUGUUCUUAGAAUCCCAUAUCUGUAUGAAGUAAGUGGUGAAAUGAAGAAUUUUAUGUAAACCACAUUUCCCUUAAAAAAAAACAAAAAGAGCUGAAGUAAUAGCUACACUUUCCUUUUGAUCUACCAGUCUCUCAAUAUGCUCAUAAGAAAUCCAAAUAUACAUUUACCUAAAUUGCUGAAAAAACAUGUUGGUUUGCUCUGUCUUUUUUGUGCAAAACUUUGUUUGCACCUAUACACUCUCCAUGCUGGUUCCAAGCUGUCAGGAUAUGGAGCUAAUUACUGCUCAAAUUCUUACACACAAUGUCUGAACUUUGCUCACAUCCAUGCUGGAUGCAACUGUAACAUGCACAAGGCUGUGUAGAGGAUACACAGGCAUAAUGAUUUGCUGGCAGUUAACCAGAGACUUGGGGAGAGGCAAAAGGUGAAAAGCUGCCCUGGGAGAGAAGACCCUGGGGGUUAGAAGUAUGAGGCUUGCCAACAUGAGCCAAUAGGCAUGUAAGCCACUAAGAAGACUAAAGAUGUGUCACCAAAUUAUAAACAUGCUGAUUGGCUGAUAGGGUUAAAGCAGAACCAUAGCAAGGGAAAUUGCAAAACACUUGUGCAAUUCCUAAGGCUCAUCUUUUUUUGAGACACUCCCGAUCUGUUCCUCUGCAUUCUCCAAUAUGAGCAUAAUAUAUGGCUUCCACAGAGAGUGAGCAGUAGUUUUCAAAACCUUUUUUUGAAAUCUCAAUAAGGGGGAUAAGAGAUGCAGGUUUCUAGCCAAAGUACUGUAUAGGGGAAAAGCUAAGGAAAGGGUGUUUAAAACAUUGUUUGACAACAGCACCAGGUGUGGAAAACAAAAGAAAAAAGGAAGAUGAAACUAGA